AACUCACUUUGCAGCGAGCGCUUGGUGUGUUUGAAUGUCUGUGUCGUUUCUUCAGCGUACUUGCUCCUGUGUUGUUUUCAAAUCUAUAUCAUAUAGAAAUUACGUAUACGUCGGUUUUUGUCGUUUCCUCGCGCUAAAUGUUUCUGUGUGCUUCAGAACCAAAAUAUUCGUAUAAAGCAAAAAUGAAAUAAAAACAACAAGACAAAUAACAGUUCGCCAUACAGCGUGGUUUUCUCAUUUCACUUCUCUUCUUCAACAACAUAUAGAAUACGAAUAUAAGUAUAAAACUAAAGUAAAAAAAAAAAAAAAAUUGCGACCGUAUACACCUAAUGCCACUUUAAAUUCGUUUUCGCUUUCCGCGGAUCAGUAUGGAGUUAGUAGUGAAGCCGAUCGGUUAAACAUUUGCACGCAUUUUCUGUUUCAUAUGAAAACAACAAAAAAAUUGUAUCAACGCCGCAAACAAUUCAAGAAAAAAAAGAACAUUAAGAUUGAAAAAAUCAAAUGAAUAAAUAAAAUUGAUUCGAAUUUUUUGGCAAAUUGUGAGAAACUCUAUUGAACUAAAAUAAAUAAUAAAAACGUGAUAAACCAUUUUUUGAUAUGAAUACUCGUUUUUUUUUUCUACUAAAAAAAUAAAAAAGAAUCUUUUAAAAACAUCACAUUUUCAAAAAGAGUGAUUCAAAUUGACAAAUCAUUAAAAUUUCGGCAUUUGUUUUUAUCCCAUUUUAUGCAUAUAAACAUUUUCAUAACACGUAGUUAUAAUCCUCAAGACUUAUGUGAAUGAUUUGCAGAGACAUGAUCUGAAUCGUGACUAUAAAUUAAUGAAAUCAGUAAUAUUUUAUAUGAAAAAAGAAGACUCUAAUAUUCAAGUGACUUCUUAAUCAUUUAUAUAUUUAAUAAAAACAAAACUAUUUAUAAUGUUAACUAAAGUGACGCAUUGUAGAGGCUUGAUUCAAACGGUAGUAUUUGUAAUAAUCGCGUCGUAAAAGUUUUUUUUUUUUUUCAUUAUGAAUUGAUAAAACUGAAUAGAUAUAAAUUCGUGAACUGUAUUCCCGGGGCCGACUUUUAUAGACGAAACAAAUAAACAACGGAUUUUACUGUUCGAGAACAUAGAUAGAAGGAACACCAAAAUCCAGCUUACAAAUAAAUAAAGCGACAUUUUUAUUUGUGUUUAAAACCGAAAUUUGUAGAAGCGAAACAGUGACGAAACAGUUCAGUGUGAUUUAAUGGCACCGCGGCGAAAUAAUAGCAGCCCUUCGGCUAUUGAUGUACGUACAUUGGUCGGUCUUGAGCUUGACGCCAUGGAUCAUUUUCCAAAUCUACAAAUAAAAAUCAACAGCAAAUUAGCACGAUGCUGUGUUCCGACCGGCGACUGCUUCAAAUUGAAUGCACUCGAUUAUGGUUUGAUUCAGUCAAAUAAUUUGCACGAUUGCGUGCGCGUCAUUUGUAGCAACGAACGAUGCACAGCUGGUCAGUAUAUGCAUCGUGAAUGCUUUGAGGCUUGGGAAGAUGGUGUUUUAACGUAUUUGAAGUCGAUUGGACGGGCACGUUCAUGGUCGGACCGGCAACGCCAACAGAAUCUCUGGACGAAAAAAGGAUACGAUUUGGUAUUUAAGGCAUGUGGCUGCAAAUGUGGACGUGGUUAUUUGAAAAAGGACUUGGAUUGGCAAGCAUCAAACGAUCGGAAUUCAAUCAUUGACGACGAUGCAACAAAAAAGAAGAAGAAACGUAAUCGCAGCAAUCAAAAAUCGGCAUUGAUGCUUGCAUCAAAUAAUAACAACAACAACAACAACAAUAACAAUCAUAUCAAUAAAAAUGAUAAUCACGAUUUUAAUGUAACUAGUUUGCUCGAUACAUCGCCCAAUGCAUUCAAUGCAUCGAUUUGUGUCGAAAAUAGACAAAUGAUUUUCAAUAACAAUCGUCGCCGAACGAACAGCUUGUCGUCUAGCUUAGAUGACUGCAUUUCACCACCAGCAUCAACGACCAGCGAUACCAUUUGCUCACCAAUCGAAAUGAUCCAGAAGGAAAAAUCAAAGGUGGAAGCAUACUCUGAACGUGUUCGCUCAACUUCAGGAUGUAAUGGUAUUUUCUCGAGACGACUGGACUUUUCGAUAUUCAAUAUGCUGCCAAAAACUAGACUCAAUUCUUAUCAAAUUAAGAUGGAAGACGAAGGUAAUCACGGCAAUGAUGAGACUCGCUUGUUCAUCCUCUCUUCAUUGGCUCAACACCACAAAAGCCGUAUCAGUUGCGUUCUGUGCGAAGAUUCAAUGCUUGUAUUCGAUCGAUAUCCACUCGUAGACGGAACAUUCUUCUUGAGCCCAAAACGUCAUACUUCAGAUUGCAUUGAGGUCAAAUAUGAAGGCCAAACUCAAUACUUGACGGCGCUCUGUAUGGGAUGCUUAGAGGGAGUCUCACCCGAUCGUAUCAUUCGCUGCAGAUUUUGCUCGACAAAAUGGAAUGGAUCGUCAUUAGUACUCGGUACGAUGUACGCAUAUGACAUUUUUGCUGCUAUGCCAUGCUGUCCCGAUCGUUUGACUUGCAACAGCUGUUUCAAGUUACUGCUCUAUCCGCAUCAGCGACUGAAUUUCUUCAGUGAUUAUAGCCAUGUGGUAUCGUGUAUUCAUUGUACAGCUCAGGACACUCACUUUGUGAAGCCAUUGUCAUACUGCUACACCAGACAGACGGUACAGGCGUUUAAUCAGUGGCCAUAGCAUAAGGACGCCACACUGGAAUCCAGUGGAUCCAGUGUUGGCCAGCAACAUGUCAUUACCCAACCAUCCAAAGUUGAUGCGAAUUCGUAUCUGAAUUAUUCGAAUAAUUCGUUUGGAUCUGAGAUGCACAGUGAGAAAUCGAUGAAUGAAUCGAUAGCCACAUCGCUAUUGAAUGACCUAAAAGCGAUCAAAUUGAGUGAAACAAGUGUUGAACAUGUGAUGGACAAGUAUAAAUCGAUGCACACCGAACGUGCGAUCGUCAAAUCAAAUGACUUCAAUAAGCAACAUCAUUCGGCAUUGAAUAAAAUAUCGUACAACCAAUGGAUGCCUUCGCAAAGUCCCGAUCCAUUGAACAAGUCAUUCAAUUGCAAAACUGACAGCAAAGAAGUGUUGUGGGCAUCAACACAAUCAUCACCAAAUAGCACUCAACGCGAACAAAUGAAAAAUCAAUUUAAGAAAUCCAAUUCGACACCGUCAAAUCUAUGGGAGAGUCCCAAUUUGAAAUUGUCACAAUCAGCAUUGAUGAUAAAGAAUGAUUCGAGCAGCUCGGUUUGGUACACACCACCACAGAUUCAAUCGCCGGCCAUGUCUGGCCAAAGCAUCUGGGACUCGCCAACAUCAUCCAUUUUGAAUCAUUCGGUGGAGAGUUUCUCAUCGGACUGUGCGGGUGGCCUGUUGCGACCACAAGAUUUAUCACCAAACGACAUUUGGAGUAACACCAGUAAGCUACAAUCAUCAAAUGGAUUCAAUACAUUCAAGGCUGACAAUUCCGUAUGGUCAAAUGCAUCGCCGAUUGGUAAUAAAACUGAGAGUAAUAUUUUCACAUCGACACCGUUCAAAUCCACAUCGGCAUUCAAUGGCCAAAAAGAUUUUAAGAAAAUUACCAAACCAAUAAUUUCAACGACAUCCACAAGCACUGUCAAUCAUGACACAAAUCCAGCUAGCUCAUCAUGCUUACAAUUGUUUUCCGAUGAUUUCAUGAACUAUCUCGAUAUGAUAAACUAAAUUUUUUAAAGAGAAGAAAAGAAAAUGAAAAACAGCGAACAUAUUCGCAUCGAACAAAACAAACAGUAGUACUAUGACAUGAAAAGGAUUAUGUCAAACGAGAAACAAAAAUAUUAAGCAAAUUCUUUAGUUGAAUUUUACCUUGUUUUCAUUUAUUUUAUUUUUUAAAUGUUUAAUUUUUUUUAAUUAUUUUUUUUUCUUGUAAUUUCUCAAAGUGUUUGAUGUUUUCUUUUUGGUUACAAUUUUCUUAUUUUGACAUGUCGUUUACAUUCGAUGACAACGACUUACAUAGAUCUAUUUAUGAUUCUCUUAUAUUUUUUUUUUUAAACAAAUUUAUAAAUUUUCUGUUCGCAAUAUCUA
Messenger RNA from Sitodiplosis mosellana (orange wheat blossom midge), 4073 nucleotides. RefSeq names its product headcase protein (gene heca). The coding region runs from base 1224 to 2708 and encodes 494 amino acids. The record is from RefSeq and is a predicted model, not a curated record. Lineage: Eukaryota; Metazoa; Arthropoda; Insecta; Diptera; Cecidomyiidae. The transcript has 6 exons.